Trypanosoma rangeli is the source of this 540-nucleotide messenger RNA. Its product is annotated as ARP2/3 complex subunit. Lineage: Eukaryota; Euglenozoa; Kinetoplastea; Trypanosomatida; Trypanosomatidae. The record is from RefSeq and is a predicted model, not a curated record. Gene Ontology annotation, molecular function: actin filament binding. The coding region runs from base 1 to 540 and encodes 179 amino acids. Gene Ontology annotation, cellular component: Arp2/3 protein complex; actin cytoskeleton. Gene Ontology annotation, biological process: Arp2/3 complex-mediated actin nucleation; actin filament polymerization. The transcript has a single exon.
AUGGCAACGGCCUACUUGCCUUACUACGAGUGUAUCAGGCGCACACUACACGCGGCCUUAUGCAUAGGGAAUUAUCCUUCACGUACUGUGGAGCGCCACAAUAAACCGGAAAUUGAGGUUGCAGAUCGCAUUGCGCAUACUGGUGAGGGAAAUGUGCAAGAGCUUCUUAACCCCAUACGCAUUGCGCGAUCAGAGCAGGAGAGUUGCCUUAUCGAACCUAGUAUAAAUAGUACGCGCAUCUCCGUAUCGUUUCUUAAGGGUGACGCUAUUGCAGAGCUUAUUGCCCGAAAAUAUGUUGGAUUUUUAGCUCAACGAGCCAAGCAGUUUCACAUAUUGAGGAAAAAGCCUAUUCCAGGGUACGACAUAAGCUUUUUAAUCACCCACGAAGAAGUGGAAACCAUGCAUCGAAGUAAGAUUAUUCAAUUUGUAAUUGCGUUCUUGAUGGAUAUUGAUGCUGACAUCGCUGCAAUGAAAUUAAAUGUGAAUCAACGCGCCCGUAGGGCAGCGAUGGAAUUUUUUCUUGCAUUAAACUUCACCUGA